UCGGACCUGGUAAUGAAUUCAGAUGCGAGGUGACCGGCAUGCCGAAUAUUUUCAAGCCGAACCAGCGAUUUCUUACCCCAGCACGAUGCGGAACGUCGACGUCGGAGUCGAAGCCAUCAGACGACGAGACACUCAAGGAAGAUGAGGCUGCCGAGCAGAUAGAAGAGCUCAAUGGUUAAGGGGCCCACGAUGCCUAACCGACUCGCAGCUGUAUUUCUUCUCCACGUUCUGUACGCGCCCAUUGCCACGGGGUUCGUGCCGGACUUUCUUCACCCCUUGGAGAACGUGACGAUCUCGCAGGGACGGGACGCGACCUUCACCUGUGUGGUUAAUAACCUGGGUGGAAACCGGGUGAGUUCUUCCGCUUCUGCGGGUGGCGAUCACGGUGCAGGCGCCAAGGCCCGGGUGGCGUGGAUAAAGGCCGACACCAAGGCGAUCCUGGCCAUUCACGAACACGUUAUAACGAACAACGCGAGACUCUCGGUGACCCACAACGACUACAACACCUGGACCCUGAACAUCCGAGGUGCUCGAAGAGAGGACAGAGGCGUCUACAUGUGUCAGGUCAACACGAACCCAAUGAAGAGUCAGAGCGCCUACCUCGAGGUCGUCAUUCCGCCGGACAUCGUCUACGAGGAGACAAGCGGCGACCUGAUGGUGCCCGAGGGUGGAUCGGCUAAACUGAUAUGCAAGGCUCGGGGUUACCCGAAGCCCAAAAUCACCUGGAAACGGGAGGACGAGACUGAGAUUAUAACGAGGAGUGGUGCGUCGGGGAAAACGAGAAUGCAAUCGGCCGAAGGCGAAGUCCUCACCCUGACCAAGGUGACUCGGAGUGAAAUGGGCGCUUAUCUCUGCAUAGCUGCAAACGGGGUUCCACCCUCCGUCAGCAAACGCAUCAUGCUGCACGUUCAUUUUCAUCCGAUGGUCCAAGUCCCAAAUCAAUUGGUCGGGGCUCCGCCAGGAACUGAUGUCACCCUCUUGUGUCAAGUCGAAGCCUCGCCGAAGGCGAUAAACUACUGGACAAGAGAAAGCGGCGAGAUGAUAAUCAGCAACAGUAAAUACACGAUGACGGAGAGUUCAACGUCGGUUUACAGCGUGCGGAUGAGUCUUGUGAUAAGAAAUCUGAACAAGCAGGAUUUAGGCGGUUACAAAUGCAUCUCAAAAAAUUCUAUAGGGGAUGCAGAAAACAGUAUUCGUCUCUACGACAUGGAGCUGCCGAAGCACCCUAAAAAGCACGGAGACCGGGGAGAAAUGGAGGACGCCUCGGACCUCAGCAACGAGCGGGAUCACAGACUGAAUCACGUCUUCCAGGGUUCGUUGAGGGAAACUGGCUCGACGAUGGAGUCGCCCGAGGACGAGGAUUACACGACGGGGGCAGGAGCCGUGAGAGAAAGGCUAGGACCUCCAGUAAUCGUCAGCAUUUUAUUAGUGUCCUCGUUACUAUCCUCGAUCCUGAUGUGCCAGCGGGUCUAAUCGAUAUAGCAAAGCAAUCUUUUUUCACUCGUUGAAUUUAGUUUCUAUCGGUAUAUUACUGUCUAAGUAUAAUCGAUGGUUAAUAAGUGAAUUCGCGAAGGAG
Molecule: messenger RNA, 1576 nt
Organism: Diprion similis
Lineage: Eukaryota; Metazoa; Arthropoda; Insecta; Hymenoptera; Diprionidae
Product: lachesin-like
Exons: 9
Coding region: 172-1473 (433 amino acids)
Cellular component (GO): neuron projection
Source: RefSeq, a predicted model, not a curated record